CGUGGAAAUGACGCAGCAGCAGGGAACGCGUUCCUUUCCGGUCGGGCGGCGUGCUCUGGGCAGGGAGCGAAUCCGCUGCCGAGAUGAGUGUCCCGGCUUUUAUCGACAUCACGGAGGAAGACCAGGCUGCAGAACUUAGGGCUUACCUGAAAUCCAAGGGAGCAGAAAUUUCUGAAGAGAAUUCUGAAGGUGGACUUCAUAUUGACUUAGCCCAGAUCAUAGAAGCAUGUGAUGUGUGCUUGAGAGAUGACGAUAAAGAUGUUGAAAGCGUGAUGAACAGCGUUGUGUCUUUGCUUCUUAUUCUGGAACCUGACAAGCAAGAGGCUUUGAUUGAAAGUCUAUGUGAGAAACUGGUCAAAUUUCGGGAAGGUGAACGUCCAUCUCUCAGGCUCCAGCUGCUAAGCAAUCUUUUCCAUGGCAUGGAUAAGAACACCCCUGCAAGGUACACAGUGUACUGCAGCCUCCUCAAAGUAGCCUCCAGUUGCGGAGCGAUACAGUACAUUCCAACUGAACUGGAGCAGGUUCGAAAAUGGAUUUCAGAUUGGAAUCUUACCACUGAAAAAAAGCAUACUCUUCUUAGACUUCUGUAUGAUGUGUUAGUGGACUGCAAGAAAAGUGACAAUGCAGCAAAAGUAAUGGUGGAGUUACUGGGAAGUUACACAGAGGACAAUGCCUCCCAGGCAAGAGUUGAUGCCCACAGGUGUAUUGUCCGUGCACUAAAGGAUCCAACUACCUUUCUUUUUGAUCAUCUUUUGGCCUUAAAACCAGUCAAAUUUUUGGAAGGAGAACUUAUUCAUGAUCUGUUGACAAUUUUUGUAAGUGCCAAGUUAGCAUCCUAUGUUCGGUUUUAUCAGAACAACAAAGACUUCAUUGACUCUCUUGGGCUGUUGCAUGAACAGAACAUGGCCAAAAUGAGGCUGCUCACCUUUAUGGGAAUGGCUGUAGAAAGCAAGGAAAUCUCCUUUGACACCAUGCAGCAGGAGCUUCAGAUUGGAGCUGAUGAUGUGGAAGCAUUUGUUAUUGAUGCUGUAAAAACAAAGAUGGUGCAUUGCAAAAUUGACCAAACACAGAGAAAAGUAGUUGUCAGUUGCAGCACACAUCGGACCUUUGGAAAACAGCAAUGGCAGCAGCUGUAUGACACACUUAAUUUCUGGAAGCAAAAUUUGAAUCAAGUGAAAAACAGUCUCCUUAGUUUGUCAGACACUUGAUUCUUUUAUCUAUUUCCUGGCUUGCCGAAGAUGGAAACACAGCUAUAGUAAAAUUUUCAGCUUUUUAAAAUAUGUCCUCAAAAUAUCAAAUUUAAUAAUUUGAAUGAAAAGGGGAAAGAAAUAAAGUUGAAAUUGGAAUAAA
Molecule: messenger RNA, 1350 nt
Organism: Anolis sagrei ordinatus
Lineage: Eukaryota; Metazoa; Chordata; Lepidosauria; Squamata; Anolidae
Gene: EIF3M
Product: eukaryotic translation initiation factor 3 subunit M
Biological process (GO): cytoplasmic translational initiation
Cellular component (GO): cytoplasm; eukaryotic translation initiation factor 3 complex
Molecular function (GO): translation initiation factor activity
Source: RefSeq, a predicted model, not a curated record